This is a messenger RNA of Epinephelus lanceolatus (giant grouper), 2523 nucleotides long. The record is from RefSeq and is a predicted model, not a curated record. NCBI's taxonomy places the organism in Eukaryota, Metazoa, Chordata, Actinopteri, Perciformes, Serranidae.
GUGGAGCUGCUUUAACAGACCCAGCAUCUUAUUUCUGACACUAGAUAAUCACCAGAGAUGGCAAAUGUAGACGGACUCAUUGAGCACAUAGGAGACUUUGGGCCUUUCCAGAAGAAGAUCGUUACACUUGGUUCAUUUCCAUUGAUACUUUUUGCUUUUGUACUCGUCGGGGCAGUUUUCUUAGGGUACACUCCAGAUCAUUGGUGUUGGAGUCCUGGAUCUGAGUUCCUCCGGGAGGAAUGUGACUGGACAGAGGUCGAAGUGCGGCAAGUCACUGUUCCCCGCUCUGAACAGUCAGGAUCCUUCAGCCGCUGUGAGAGGUUUGCAGUGGACUGGAGCAAAAGCCACAGCAAAUGUAAUGAACUUGACUGGAUGCUGAGUUCUAAUGUAACCCAAUUGGCGCCGUGUGACAGCAGAUGGGUGUUUGAUAAAAGCCGCAGCACUAUUGUCUCUGAGUUCUCUUUGGUCUGUGAGAAGUCCUGGCUCGCUGAUCUGAAUCAGGUUUUCCUGGCAUGUGGAUUUUUUAUUGGAGCUUUUGUCACUGGCUACUUGGCUGACAGGUUUGGUAGAAAGCCAUGUUUCAUUGCAUCGAUGGUUGGCCUUGGUAUCUCAGGUAUAGCGGUAAUGCUGUCUCCAUGGUACCCGCUGCUGCUCGUCUUUCGAUUUCUACAAGGGUUUUGUGGAAAGGGAGCAUGGACAGCCAGCUAUGUACUCGUGAUUGAGUUCUUUGGAUCAAAAAACAGAAAAUUUGUAUCCACCGUGAGUCGGACUUUCUACAGCACCGGCAUGAUCAUUCUGCCUGGUCUGGCUUACUUCCUGUCCUCCUGGAGAACUCUGCAGCUGGUCAUGAGUCUGCCCUGCCUCCUGUUUAUCUUAUACUACUGGAUUGUUCCUGAAUCUCCACGUUGGCUGUUCUCACAAAAAAGAACCACAGAGGCUAUGAGAGUUGCUGCGGAUAUUGCAAAAUGCAACGAGAGAUCUUUACCACAUAAUCUUCCAGAGAUAAUUCUUUUGGAGGAAAAGAAAGAAGUAAAUCCUGUAUCUAUAAUGGAUUUGUUUAGGACACCAAGUAUAAGAAGAAACACUCUCAUUUUAACAUAUGCCUGGUUUACAAGUACUGUUGUGUUUCAAGGCCUAGUCUUACGGCUGGGGAUCACAGGCAGCGACUUCUUCUUGGAUUUCUUUAUCUCUGCUGUGGUGGAGCUUCCCACCGGCCUCAUCUUCUACCUGCUGGUCGACAGAGUCGGUCGACGCUCCCUCAUGGCCAUCACCAACUUCAGCGGUGGCAUCGCCUGCCUCGUAGUCCCAUUUCUCUCAACUGAUUUUAUCUGGUUGAAAAAGUCGAUAGCGAUCAUCGGGAGGCUCGCUGUUGCCAUUGGAUUUGAGACCUUGAACUUUGCAAACACAGAGAUGUAUCCGACAUCUCUCAGAAAUUUGGGUGUGUCAGUGUGCUCAUCAGCAGGUGACAUCGGAGCAAUUGUGGCCCCAUUUCUGCUCUACAGACUGGCCAGUAUCUGGCAGGAGCUGCCUCUUUUUCUUUAUGGUGCGAUGUCGGUGUUGUACAGUGGACUGGUGAUGAGACUGCCUGAGACGAAUGGAGUCGCGCUGCCAGAGACCAUAGAGGAAGUGGAGAAUCUAAGAAGGGGGAAAGACAAGUCAAAGGAUGCAGACAGCUUUAUUGUAUGAUCGAAGCUGUGAAGACCUGGAACAUUACUGGUUUAUUUUCUACAUAUGUGCUGUGUUUACAAAACGAUGUCCCAGUGUAAAGUACUGUGAGAUGUACUACAGUGGUUGCUAUCGCAGGCUUGUGUUACAUUAGAUUUUCUGAGGUUCUAAAUGUGUUAACUAGAGCCUUGAUAAAACACAGAAGGUGUUAGAAGAUCUAAUGAAGGAUCCAUAUCUUUGCAACCUCACACCUUCAAACUGCAAAUUUUUCACAGUGAAAUUAUGCUUAAAUAUAAAGAGAUGGAAGUCUUAGAUGUGGAUGUUUUAUAGAACAGCAGGAGCAUUGUUUUGGUCCGUUUUCUUGCAUCGUACAGGGCUCCAGAGUGCAGCCAUUUUGGUUGCAUACCUGUCAAGUUAGUCACACAGGUGUGCAUGACAUGUAUUACAUUUAUAAACGUGAUACAGAACCAAAGUUCACGAGCGGAAGUUCUCAAAGAUCAGGUGCUGGAACAUGUCAGAUAAAAUCAUCAACAUAUAUAUAUAUUUAAUAAGUCAUGUAUAUUUAGCACACCUGUGAGUGCUCAUGUGAUUCUGUUGAGCGAACCUGAAGAAGCCAUGGGCAAAACAAGUUGUUCUCUCUUAAUAGAGCACUCAGAUCCUCAAACCAGCAGCUUCUGGCUAUGCCUCAAUCGAGGCUAAAGGACAAAGGGGAUUGUGCGUUCGCUGUGGCUGCACCCAAACUUUGGGAUGGUCUACCUCUCUCCAUUAAGGAUUCCCCAUCUGUGGACACUUUUAAGGCUAGACUUAAGACCCACUUUUACUCUAAAGCUUUUGAGCGCUCCUGAACUAUUACCCCCC